Aspergillus uvarum CBS 121591 is the source of this 288-nucleotide messenger RNA. RefSeq lists its product as uncharacterized. Lineage: Eukaryota; Fungi; Ascomycota; Eurotiomycetes; Eurotiales; Aspergillaceae. The coding region runs from base 1 to 288 and encodes 95 amino acids. The transcript has 3 exons. The record is from RefSeq and is a predicted model, not a curated record.
AUGAAUGAAUCAAGCUGUCCGUUGCUCGAGGCGCAAUCGAAGCCCGCCCUCUGGAAUCACAUGAGGGUCCGCUACCAGCGAGCCUUCCCCGUUGCUGUGGGACAGUAUAUCACCGAGAUUGAUAUGAACAACGAGACUGCCAGUACUCGGGUUCUGAGUGAUACCGCGCUCGCAAAAUUCCUUAAGAUCCGCGAGAAGUACGACCCACAAGGGCUUUUUCCAAACUACAGGGCCAUUGUCAGAACUCACGCAAAGAUGGAUAAACUAGACAGCCGUGCGAAGCUUUGA